AUGAGUUCUUACGCCUCUCCAACUAGUAUGAGUGAUGCAGAAGGGAUUAAGACUUUUGUCUACACCUGGCUGCAUAAAUCACAGCGAAAAGUUCCGGAAUACACCUUCCAGCAGCGCUCAAUGGGUCGUGGACGCUUGCGCUUUAUAUGUGAGCUUCGUGUAGAUGGCUUUGCCUAUAUUGGUGUGGGCAAUUCGGUUAACAAAAAGGACGCCCAAACCAAUGCUGCACGUGAUUUUGCCAGUUUUCUUGUCCGUGAGGGCUAUUUGAAGGAGUCGGAAGUCCCUACUAUCAGAGCUGAAGAGUACAGACAUGUGGCGGACGAAGAUAGGCAUUGCGCCGCAAUGUACCCAUCUACGUCUUCCAGUGGUGCGAUGCAUCCAUCGUAUCACCCGCCUCAUUUACAAGUUACUGAGACCGAUGUGCCUGGUAGAGGUCCUAACGAUUCUUAUAUAAACAGAAUAAUGGACAGAAUAAAACUCGAGGAGGCGGAGGGGAUUGACCUCACAGCUGAUAUUCACGGUGGGUGGUCAAUGGAAAAUUCAAAAGCCCGGUUGAAUGAAUAUCUACAGGCUUCACGUCAACCGCCGGUCCAAAUAAAAUUCACAUCCAUUGGACCUGAUCACAAUAAGAGUUUCCUGGCUGAGGCAACUGUUUGGGCAAGACGUGUGAAUAAAACACUUUAUGCGCGUGAAAACGGAUCAAAUAAAACUAUGGCGUCCCGAGCCUGCUGCCUUUCUCUCGUGCGACAGCUAUUCCACGUAGGUGAAAUUGAAGCCUACUGUGGUGAACGAAAAAGGAAGCGCUCUGACGAUUUACCACCCCUCGCAGUAAAGCUGAAUCCAGACCUUGAAAACCGUCUUCAUGCGCUGCUGGAACGAUUGCAUCUCGUGCCUAACCUCUCACCACCUGUACCUUCCCUGAAAACUAGUAGAACUGCUGUUGGUAGUUCUGAAGAGGAGCACAAUAUGAUCACGAAUUAUCAGGUUGCUGAUUUCGAACCACGUCCUCGUCAAUCGGCCCAGUUAAUUUCAUGGUGCCCACCCAUUGAAAACUGGAAUCCCUGGACUGCUUACAACAUCGACGAAGGCCCUGAGGCAUUGAUGUCUCUGGCCCAAUUAAGUCAGACCUAUAAGGAGCAGUAUGAACGUCGCAUCAACAGUCGAGGAUAUGAAGUGAUAAGGGAAGAACGUAAUUCUUUGCCGGUAGCUGCUUUCAGUCAACAAAUCCUUGAGACUAUCGCAAGAAAUCAGGUCACUCUGAUCAAAGGGGAAACUGGUUGUGGCAAGACUACGCAGAUACCUCAAUUCAUACUGGACUCGUAUUUGGCGUCAGGCAGGGGCGCAGAGUGCUCGGUGUUGGUGACACAGCCGCGUCGUAUCUGCGCCAUCUCCUUGGCAGAGCGGGUGGCGAGCGAACGCUGUGAGACAGUGGGCAUCUCGGUGGGCUACUCGGUACGCUUUGAGACGAUUUUGCCUCGGCCCUACGGUUCUAUCCUCUUCUGCACCAUUGGCACCCUCUGUCGCAAAAUGGAGGCGGGCAUCCGUGGGGUCUCACACAUCAUCGUCGACGAGAUUCACGAGCGUGACGUCAACACGGACUUCGUGAUGAUUCUCAUGCGCGAUCUGGUCCGUGCCAACCCCUCCCUUCGUGUCAUCCUCAUGUCCGCCACUAUCGACACCACCACCUUCACAGAAUACUUCGACAACACGGCCAUUGUUGAACUCGAGGGACGAACCUAUCCGGUUUCGUGUUUCUACUUGGAAGAUUGUAUCAAUAUGACAAACUACGUGCCGCCGCCCAAUUACAAUGAGAAGAAGAAUAAAAAGCCACGACUGGAGGAGGAAUUGACCAUGGAGACGGAGGAGAACUGCAACUCCAUUUGUCCUCCAGGGUAUCCUCCUUCGGUGGCGGAACGCAUGCGCCAGAUUCCAGAAAAAGAGGUUCCCUUCACCCUCAUCGGUAGUCUACUCGAGUACAUAUGCAGAAUGAAUAUUGACGGUGCAGUCUUAAUAUUCCUGCCUGGCUGGAAUACAAUAAGCAUGUUGAGGAAAUACCUUCAGACGCAUCCUUGCUUCAGCAAUCCGAACGAGUUCCUCAUUUUGCCGCUUCACUCACAGGUGCCUAGGGAAGAUCAAAGACUUGUUUUCCGACCUGCACCUCCUGGUAUUCGAAAGAUUGUCCUCUCCACCAAUAUAGCCGAGUCCUCGAUUACCAUUAACGACGUGGUGUUUGUCAUUGACACCUGUCUGGCUCGAGUGAAGAUGUUCACGGCGCGAAAUAACCUGACCAGCUACUCUACGAUGUGGGCAAGUCUUACUAACUUGGAGCAGCGACGAGGUCGUGCGGGUCGGGUGCGGGCAGGAUUCGCAUAUCAUCUUUGCAGCCGGGCGCGGUUGAGUCGGUUGGAGCACUACGCCACUCCUGAGAUUCUCCGCACUCCCCUCCAUGAACUGGCCCUCAUGAUCAAGCUUCUCCGUCUCGGUGAUAUUCAGACCUUUCUUCGAAAGGCCCUCCAAUCCCCUCCUCUCGAUGCUGUUAUCGAGGCGGAGUACACCCUUCGUGAGAUGAAGGCUUUGGACUCGAAUGAUGAGUUAACACCACUGGGUCACAUCCUAGCACGUCUGCCAAUCGAGCCUCGGUUGGGUCGAAUGCUGGUUUUCUCUUGCGCCUUUCGGCUGGGUGGCGCAAUGGCGCUGGUCGCGGCACAUUCUUCCUUCGGCUGCGACGUCCUCGCCAUGCCACCGGAUCGCCGACGCCUCUCGUGGGAGCAACUCCGUUUCGCUGCGACCACUAAUUCCGAUCACCUGGCAAUGCUCAACGCCUUCCAGGUCUGGUCCACCAAGCGCGCUCAGGAUGGCGAUCAAGCGGCUAACUAUUUCUGUGACGUUAGGGAGCUCAACGCCUUCUCCUUGCGCAUCAUCGAUGAGGCCGCAAAUCAGAUUUGCAAUAUCCUCAUGGGUUUGGGCUUUCCCGAGUCAGUGCUGUCCGAUCGUCUUAUAAACUUUAACAACCGGAGCUGCUCAACUUUUGACUACGUUGCAGCAAUGUUGACCAACGGUCUCUAUCCCAACAUCGCCUAUCACGUGGAAAAGCGCAAACUUCUCACGGCUGAGGGUAAAUGCGCGCUCGUGCACAAAGGUUCUGUCAAUUGCACCAAGAAUCCUACAUUCGCCUUCCCCCUCUUUGCCUUCACCGAAAAGAUUCGAACACAGGCGAUAAGCUGCAAGACCCUGACAAUGGUCACACCCAUUCAGUUGCUGCUCUUCGGUUGUCGACGGGGCGUCUGGAAACCGAAGUCGACUGGUUCGGAGAGCGCAAGAUCUGACGAACGGAGGGUGGCGCUGAUGGAGGAGGAGGGUGUUGUGUUACUGGACGAUUGGCUGCCCUUCCGCAUGCGAUAUAGCACUGCAGCCCGUAUAUUCGCGUUGCGACCGGCACUAGAGGCUCUCCUCGUACGGGUGUGCCUACGGCCCGCCUGCUUGGAGAAUCUCUCGCCCGAGGACAGAAGUGUUAUUGAGCUCACCAAGGAACUGUGUCGUCUCACUGCUCUGCGCGACGCAGCAACCCUCGACGAAGCAACUUGCGCUCGCUUCAACGCUGAUCCAAGGUGCCCUCACCCCACUGACUCUCGUCGACAAAUCGGGCCGCCCGAAAUGAGCGCCACCAGUUUUGACUGGGACGAAAGCCAAAGUCUUGGCUGGGGCUAUCGUGAAUGGCAGGAUGAUUGGAGUCACACCUCUAGCAACGCAGGCCAUCCACCCCCCUACUGCGUGCAUGCGGGUGUCCACGGUACGAAAAGAGAUUAUCCGUGGCCGAAUCGGGAGACUUACAUCCCUCAAAAUUUUGGUGAUCGAAGUGGCUCCCUGCCACAAUCUGCUGGGUACUAUGCGGAACCCCCGCUGCGGCACGAGAAGCUUGAUUACGGCUACGAACCGACGUUAUCCAGGCCGCCAGGACCGCGUAUUGGUAUGAUUAUUUACAAAUUUGUGUUGUCAUCACGGGAAUCUAGUCCUGGCUGGGUGCCGUUGAGGUCGCAUGUGAUUGACUUGUUAAACCAGAACAAAAUGAGCGCAUUUUUGCUGGCAUCCAAUGUGCUUACCAAUGAGGAGUCAGCGUACUGGCUGUGUGUAGAUUGUUCUACAGUCAGACCCCGAUUCACACAUCAUGAGCAGGAAUCUGUUGUUGAAAACCAGGAGGAUCAGUCUAUUAAUGAUGGGGAUUCCUUGUCUGAAAACAAUUGGGAAAUCCUCGGAGAUGAACUGAAUAUUUAUAUACCCGAUGAACAACUGAGUGUACUGGCUCGUGCCUUUCCCGGUGUGAAGGCUUUUUCGCACUCCGUGUCUGUCUACGGACGCGAGUGCGCGCUCUGCUCAAGCCACCUAUCUCCGGAUGAUGCAACGCUUGACUUCUUUGAUGGCAACUUCUACUGCUCUAAUUGCCAUCAGGGCCAAGAGGCCGUGAUUCCACGCGACAUCAUCGAAUGCUGGGACUUCACUCCAAAACCAGUGUCUUUCGCUACAAAAAAAUUUCUUGAUUCCAUUUCGUCUCAUCCGUUGAUUGAUAUCGGAUUGAUAAACCCUUCCCUGUUUGCGUGUAUUCCGGCGCUGUUAAACUUGCGACGUUUGCGGCGAACACUCUCCCUUCUCUGGUCUCUAGUGUCGAGAUGCUCUAAAGCUACAUCCCGCAGCCUAGUUUUGGCCCUGAAGAACCGUAGCUACAUGUUGGACAACGUCGACACCAUCGACAGAUACUCCUUCCAGGACCUUCUGGAUGUACAGAACGGUGAUCUGGAGGAACUCAUACAGGCAGCAGUCGACCAAGUGGCCUUGACUCAUGUUACCUCCUGCUCUGGUUGUCGAGCAUGGUUAUCGUUUUGUGAUAUCUGCAAGGACGUGUCAAGACCGAUUUGGCCUUACCAGGUCGCCCAAUUCAGACGAGUAAGUUCUCGAGGACCUAGAAGACUUCUGGUCUGUGAAGUGGAGAGGCAUGUUAGAUUCUCACUGUCAUCCUAG
Messenger RNA from Echinococcus granulosus, 5013 nucleotides. Its product is annotated as ATP-dependent RNA helicase A. Lineage: Eukaryota; Metazoa; Platyhelminthes; Cestoda; Cyclophyllidea; Taeniidae. The coding region runs from base 1 to 5013 and encodes 1670 amino acids. Gene Ontology annotation, cellular component: nucleolus; intracellular anatomical structure; ribonucleoprotein complex. Gene Ontology annotation, molecular function: 3'-5' DNA helicase activity; double-stranded RNA binding; ATP binding. Gene Ontology annotation, biological process: positive regulation of transcription by RNA polymerase II; regulation of mRNA processing. The transcript is spliced from 22 exons. The record is from RefSeq and is a predicted model, not a curated record.